Candidozyma auris is the source of this 537-nucleotide messenger RNA. RefSeq names its product glycine decarboxylase subunit H (gene GCV3). Gene Ontology annotation, biological process: glycine decarboxylation via glycine cleavage system; protein lipoylation. The record is from RefSeq and is a predicted model, not a curated record. The transcript has a single exon. The coding region runs from base 1 to 537 and encodes 178 amino acids. Lineage: Eukaryota; Fungi; Ascomycota; Pichiomycetes; Serinales; Metschnikowiaceae. Gene Ontology annotation, cellular component: mitochondrion; cytoplasm; glycine cleavage complex.
AUGCUCAGAACGCUUGCAAGACAAUCUAUUCCAAAACUCCAAUUGAAAGGUGCCAUUAGGGUCUUAUCUGGUAAUGCCGUAAGAUUUAAUUCUAACAAUUUCCGUGUCAACACUCAAUCGCAUGUGUGGAAUUACUAUAAAGAGGGACCACAAUAUGUCAAGUUUACAAAUGAGCAUGAGUGGUUGGCUGUUCAUAAGGAUGAUUCUGCUUUCAUAGGCAUCACUACUUAUGCUGCUGAGGCUUUGGGAGACACUACUUUUGUUGAGUUACCGGAGGUUGGAGUGACGUACGAAGUUGGUGAUUCCAUUGGUUCCGUUGAGAGUGUGAAAAGCGCAAGUGAGAUUUAUGCCCCUGUUGCUGGUGAAGUGGUCGCUGUCAAUGAAGACUUAGAAAGCAGACCUCAAUUGAUUAACGAGGACCCAAUGGGAGGCGGCUGGAUCGCUCAUAUCAAAUUAUCAGAAUCUGCUGAUGCAGUGGCAGCCAAGGAAGAAUUAUUGGACGAAGAAGCCUACGAAGCAAGCUUGUCUGAGCACUAA